Molecule: messenger RNA, 5041 nt
Organism: Drosophila virilis
Lineage: Eukaryota; Metazoa; Arthropoda; Insecta; Diptera; Drosophilidae
Source: RefSeq, a predicted model, not a curated record
CGUCCGCGUCCGUCAACAUCCCACUUAACGUUUUUUUUUCUUUCGGUUUCUAGCGCACACGAAGGCUGCGACUCGGCUUCACACACACAUGCAAACACUCGGCUAUUUAUCACAUUUGAAAGCCGCCAUUACAAUAACACAAAACGGGAGCAGAGCGUAGACGACGAUAUUAUUAUCCACCCAACGGCGACGACAUCGAUACCAACACCAACAAACGUCGUAAAACAGGCGCGCGUGUUCGUCGUCGUGGCAGCCCCUCGAAACCCACACACACGCACACACACACACACACACACACAUACACAGUCGCUCAUUUGUACACUUGAACACAUACUAAGGCGCACAUCGGCUCCAACCAACUCUUCCGCCCAACCACCGCCCCUCCCCUAACCGACAGCCCAAAUCUGCCGCCCUGUCCGCUAACAGUUCGGUUUUCGUGAUCGUGCUCUCGUUCGUGCCCGACGUCGUCGCGACUCUGCCAGCGGCAGCAGCAGCAGCGACAGCAACAAAUAUUAACAUUCAGGGACAACGACAACACGGCGACGGCGUCUGCGUCGACAUCCCUACGUUUCAGUUCUGAUUGGAGAUUCGUGCGCCGCCGUUGCUUGCACGCGGCAAUUGCUCAGCUCAGCUGUGAAUUAUAUUAAGUUAUUUUCCAAUUCCAAUUCCAAUUCCGUUUUCAACUUAUUCACAACUGUUGCAACUCUUGACUAUGCUUUUUGCAAUAACAAAAGAAUAACCAAGUAAAAGAAUACAAAGUAUAACGGAGCAUUCAAGAAAACCAAUCUGAAACAGUGCCUCAAGUGUUUGUGCUUACAGUUAUUUUAGCAAAAACUUUCCAUCGCCUAGAAAAACAACAACAAGAAGAACCAGAAAAAGACAGCAACGAGCGGAUUACUAAAGCUUCCAAGAAACGCAUUCUUUGAUAUUAACGUCAAAAUGUCAGGCAACUAAUCAACUAAAAAGGACGUCAAGGAUAUAUUUGUAUAUGAAAUAGAGAAUUACCAAUUGCAUGCAAUACGUAAACAACAACACAGGCAAGGAAUUUAUUGUCCGAACCAAGUUAGUUCCACGCCAAUUGAAGGAACGAUUCAACUGACAAUUAAAAAAAGAAAAAAAAAAAGAAAAAUACAAAAAAAACCCCAAAAACGGCUUCCAAAUGAAGAUGGCAUCUCAACGGUUUUGUUUGCGCUGGAACAAUCAUCAGAGCAAUCUGUUAUCUGUCUUUGAUCAGCUGCUGCACGCGGAAACCUUUACAGAUGUGACGCUGGCCGUCGAAGGACAAUACCUGAAGGCGCACAAGAUGGUGCUAUCCGCCUGCAGUCCAUAUUUCAAUGCACUGUUUGUCAAUCAUCCGGAAAAGCAUCCGAUUGUCAUAUUGAAGGAUGUGCCCUAUUCGGACAUGAAAUCGCUAUUGGACUUCAUGUAUCGCGGCGAGGUGUCUGUCGAUCAGGAGCGACUCACCGCCUUUCUGCGCGUCGCCGAGAGUCUCCGCAUCAAGGGCCUGACCGAGGUCAACGAUGACAAGCCCACAUCAGCAGAAAGCGCCCCAGCGCCGCCCCAAUUGCAACGCAUACAGCCGUACCUGGUGCCGCAGCAGCGCAAACAGCCAAAUGUGCUGUCUGCCAAUGUCGCAGCGGCCGCUCUUCAAGCAGCUGCCACGCAGCAGCAGCAUCAACAGCACCAGCAGCAGCAGCAGCAGCCGUCGCUGCUCAGCACCGCCCUGAUGCCCAAACGUAAACGGGGCAGACCCCGCAAGCUCUCCGGCAGCUCCAAUGGCACCGGCAACGAUUACGACGAGUUUGAGCGCGAGGGCCUCAUGAAUGACUCGGAUAUGGGCAAUGGCAAGCUGUGCAAUGAGUCGUAUUCCGGCAACGAUGAUGGCUCCGAUGACAAUCAGCAAGAAUCUGCGCACAAUGACGAUCUGAAUGAAAGCCGCGACUCGCUGCCCACAAAGAGAUCAAAGAGCGGGAAAGAGCAGCGCAUGGCACAACAAGACGACAACAGCACUUCCGCACAAACCGCCACACCCGAGCUCUCGCAGCGACUUUUCGGCACGUCCACGCAUAUCUCGCCUGGCACAGCGACAACAACAACAACAACAACCACAGCAACAACAACAGCAACAGAGUCGCCAAACGGACGCGAAUCCAGUGGCGACAGUGGCGCUGCCGCCUCACUGCAUCUGCCCACCAUAUUGGGCCUGAAGAUACGCGCGAUAAAUGCAAGCAAUCAGCCGGCGGGAGGGCAGCACAACAACAACUCGCUGCUCAAGCAGCAGCUGCGCGGUGGGGCCAAGGAUCCGGAAAUGGUGCCGCUGGCGGUGCCAACGCCGUUGCCGUUGUCGGCGGAUGAUGCCAUGGAGAUGCAGCAGCAGCAGCAGCAGCAGCAGGAGAGCAGCUGCAGCGCGUUGCAGUCGCUGGCCAAUGCGGCGGAGCGGCAGGCGCAGCAGACGCCCGGCAGCAACAACAACAACAGCGGCAACAACAACGACAAUCACAAUGCCAGCCUGCAGCAACAGCUGCUGCUGCACAUGGCCGCCACAGGGAAUCCGCUGCUCAAGGCGGACUAUUACCAGGCACAACAGCAGCAGGCGCCAGCGCCGCCGCCGCAUGCUUCGCCGCCAGCCGAAGCACACUAUGUGGAUGAGGAGCUGGAGCUGCUGUGCGUGGUCGAUAACAAUCCGGACAAAUGCGAUGAAACCGAUCAUGAGCUGCUCACGCUGGCGGAUGAGAAUGCCGGACUGCCGGGCUUUGAGGAGCCGCCGCUGACCAACAAUGAGAACUCCGCCGCAGCGAGGGCUGCCACUGCGCCUGCCACGCCCAAACGACCCAUACAGCGACGACGUGUGCGACGCAAAGCGCAGUCCACGCUGGACGACCAGGCGGAGCAUCUGACCGAGAUGUCGGUGCGCGGACUGGAUCUGUUUCGUUAUGCGAGCGUUGUCGAGGGCGUCUAUCGGUGCACCGAAUGCGCCAAGGAGAACAUGCAGAAGACCUUCAAGAACAAGUACAGCUUCCAGCGGCACGCGUUUCUCUAUCACGAGGGCAAGCAUCGCAAGGUGUUUCCCUGUCCGGUGUGCUGCAAGGAAUUCUCGCGGCCGGACAAAAUGAAGAAUCAUCUGAAGAUGACGCAUGAGAAUUUUACGUCGCCCAAAGAUAUCGGCGCCUUCAGCCCGCUCAAGUAUUUGAUCUCCGCGGCGGCAGCGGGCGAUAUGCACACAAAUCUCUAUCAGCAGCAGCAACAGCAGCAGCAGGAACACUUACAACAGCAGCUGGAGCAGCAGCAGCAACUGGAGCAGCAGGAGCAGAUGCAGCGCCAGCUGGAAGAGCACCAUCAGCAGCAGCAGCAACAGUCGCCCUAUGACUGUCAGGACAACGCUCUGCUGCUGCCGGAUGUUGUCAAGCUGGAACAGGAGCCAGAGCAGGACCAGGAUAUGGAGCCAACGCCAGCCACGCCCACAGCGGCUGCAGCGGCCAUGCUCAGUUUGCAGCAUGAUGUCAUCAUCAAAAACGAGAUACAAAUCUCGCCAUCGCCAUCCCCAUCACCGCCGGCCAUGUACUCGGUGUCGGAGGGCAAGAGCCUGCCGCCAGCGCAAACCGCAACGUAAAGACUUAAGCCUAGGAUCAACUGAGAGACACAGUGUGAGUGAGGAAGACAGAGAGAGAGAGAGAGAGAGAGAGAGAGAAAGAGAGCGUGCCUUAAACAAAACAAACAACUGUAAAAUACUAAUCUACUUAAUGCUAAGCACUUGUCAGAGCCAUGGGCGUAGGCAGAGUGUGUGCAAAAGGGGUAAGCAGUGUAAGGCAAAUGACUGCAGUUAAUUUAAAAAACGAAUAACUCCUUAAAUACAAAACACAUUUCAUGAAAAAAUUUGAUAUUAUAUAAUAAAUAUAUUAACGCCCAACCCCUCUGCAAUCAUAUUUUGCUUACGCCCUUGGCCAGAACUUGAAACACUCAAAACGCAUAAUAGUUAAUACUAAUCCUUAAGGCUCUUUAGUGCGCAUCAUUUAGCAAAAUUCGUUAGUUAAGCGAAAUAUUUACAGUUAGAGCAAUAAGUUCAACAAGAUUCCGUCCAUAAAGCCUUACGUUUAGUUCUAUAGAUAUUAUGUACUUAUAAAUAUUUAGUGUUAAGUCAAAUGCAACUGAUUAACUAGUAGGAAAUUUCUUUAUCCCACUGCCUUAAUGGUUAUAAUUUUUGGAUUUAACUUAUGUUUAAAUUAAUAAUUGACAUUUUUGUGUGUGACUCGUUGCAAUUAGGUACUCGUCGAAAUGGCAGCAACGAGUAAAAUGUGCUCGUUACUUUGCCACACGUUCAUGCAACAGACAUGUGCUUUUGAAACUAACGAGUAGGCGCCGUCCAAUUAAAUUUACCCGCUACUUUCUACUCGUUACUUUAUUUUUUGUUUGUUUAUUUCUUAUGUGAUUUUGUUAAACUGUAUUUUGUUUUUAGUCUAUCGUUUUGUUGUAUAUAGUAUUACGUUCAAUACUCAAAGACCGUAGAAUAAUUGGUGUGUUUCAUUGGUAAAACAAGAAACCGGAAAUCCAAUGAAUUGGCUAUUUGUGCAAUUAUCAAAAAAAAAAAAAAAUGAAAAGAAAGUGAAACAUUUAUAACUACGUGACGUUUGGCAAGCCCAACCCAUGGAAAUGUUGUAAACUUAAUUAACGACUACUUAAUUAUGCUCUAGCAGACUUUUUCUAGAUUUAUACACAUACUUUAUAUAUAUAUAUAUAGCAUAUUUAGUCUAGUUAUUUUAAAAAUAUAUAGUAAUUAAAGCAUUGUCGAAAUGCGCAAGGGACUUCCAGUGAAUAUUAACUGAUAUUUUUUACUUAAGCUCAACAAUGGAUACUACCAACUAGCUAUUACCCAAUAAUUGCCUAGUGUCCUACAUAUAUCCACCACGUAACGUACGCACAAAAAAAAAACAGUACUCAGCAUUUGUAUUAUGUAUUUUUUUUUUUUAUUUAAAUGUAUUUACUUAAAGCAAUCAUUACGACUUAAGCUGUCAAUGCGCUCAAUAAAUAGAUUCUAUACGAAGUA